Molecule: messenger RNA, 2800 nt
Organism: Radiomyces spectabilis
Lineage: Eukaryota; Fungi; Mucoromycota; Mucoromycetes; Mucorales; Radiomycetaceae
Exons: 12
Coding region: 304-2772 (822 amino acids)
Biological process (GO): regulation of GTPase activity; signal transduction
Cellular component (GO): cytoplasm
Source: RefSeq, a predicted model, not a curated record
AACACUUUUAAAUAAUUGCUUUUGCCACAAACUGUAUUAAACAUCGAUAUAAAGCUGGCAUACACUCAUAAACCAUAGAAAAGGCAUUGAUUUAAAUGUCAUUAUUGGGCAUCUUUAUGUACUAUUGAGGAUCUGUUACUUUUAUCGGCACUUUAAGUGAUCCAACCGCACUCCUUGCCAUGGUCUUGACGGCAAAAGGAAUGGUCAGAUGGCAAUUCACUGUUUUCUAAACCACUCCUUUUCCGGUUUUUCAGCUAUUAAACUCGUUGAUCUUGAGUAACCGCUCCAUCAGUACUUUUGCUCAUGCGUCAUUCCGUAAAGCAUGACAAUGGCGCCCAUGACCCUAGCAACGGUCGUCGAGAAGCAGUAGAAGCCAACGUAUUUGACAGUCCAACGAUCAAGCAAACCGGCGACGCAGACCAGGAUGUUCAUCCUUGUACGUGGGCUCAGCAAUGGGUUCCUGAAACCAAUAUGCCAGAUGAUCCGUCAACAGUUCUGCAACUGACAAAGCAUGAUGCGGUCAAAGCAUUACCGGAUAAUCAUCCCACGCCAUUCGGGUGUACAAAUAUUGCUACAGGUCCUUUAGUCAAUUCAGUCCAAAGUAGCAAUACUCCUCAAAAUGCAUUUCAGGGAGAGAAGGAGGUGUUAAAAAAUCAGAAUAUGAAUCAUGAAUAUGAUCUACAGGAAAGUAGUUCAGACCAGUCUAGCCCGCUUCACGGUCCAUCGGUCGUACAAUCCUCCUCCUCUUCCUUCCAAGAACAAGACUAUGUUAGCGCGGUUACCUCUAAAGCAUCCUCACCCGACGGCGAUCUUUCCACCAACGGCUAUGAUAGCGAUGUUCAGACUGCUACUCUCGUAGCUGAACUCAAAAAAGAGUUGGAAGUUGCCAAAACCAAAUGCAAGGAAGCGGAAGACAAAUACGCCAUGCAUAAAGCAGCAUGCCGUAAAGAUAUGAACGAUUAUCAUGCGCUCAAGGACGAUUACGUCGCGGAAGUGGCAGCAAGAUCUCACACACAUGGACUAAUGGAUAAGCUGAAGAGAGAAUUCACAGUAUUGAAAGAACAAGUAGCGGCGGCGUCCAGAAAAUCCACCGUCGAUGUCGGAACAAAUACGGAAGAAGAUGAAGACGCGUACAACCUUGGCCGUAUCUGUGAUGAACUUCGGCGUCAAAGAGAUCAUCUUGUGGAAGAGAUUGAAGACUUGGCGAAAAAUUAUCAAACCAUCCUCGAUCAGCAAGAACCGCCCAAUGUACAUUGGAAGCACCUGCAAGCAUCCUAUGAAACACAGAUGUUCUCUUUGAAGAGCGAGGUUACCGAACUGAAGAAGACGUUUGACCAGCUUACAAAAGAUAGAGACGAAGCUAUCAGUGAAAUGAUCAUGUUGAAUGAUAAAAACGCGGAAUUAACGGAGAUCAUCAACGAUUUAUCACGACGCGUAAGCGAGCGUGAACGGGAGGCGCUGGCGCUUAUGGCUGGGACCAACUUUGUUACCAACGACGAAAAUUUGAGACCGAACCAUGAUCAUUCCACUCAAAGACAUCGGGCCGGAUCCGUCGAUAUGUCGGGCCCUUCAAAUACGCCGACUACUGGACACCGAAGGUCGGUAGAUUUUGGCAUCGAUACACCGGCGGCGGCGCGAGAACCAUGGGCGGCUCACGAAGCGCCUCAUAAGCUGUUCAGCUUUCGAAAAGGGAGCAUGUUCAGUAAGCUGGGUAGUAGUAUGACCGGUAAACACGUGAAGAAACGGGACGACGAUAAGUUGCAGGUACCUUUAUCACCUAAUACCAACAAAAUUGCCGCAUCAACCUCGGAACCGCUGAAAAGUAGCAAACCAACAACCAAAGAUUCAUCAUCGAUAGCCCACAGCUUUCUACAUAACAAGUAUACCAAACCCGCCAAAUGUGAUCAUUGUGGAGAAAAAAUGAGGAAAAACACCGAGUUACAAUGUGAAUAUUGUGGCACAGUAUGCCAUACAAAGUGCGUUCCGGAGUUGCAGCAAAUAUGUCUUUCAAAUUCAUCAUCAGAAUCAUCAGCAAAACCAUUGCUUCCUCCAAAAGUUCCGAUUUUUGGAAAUGAGCUACGCAAGCAGGUCCAAAGUGAGAAUGGUAACGUGCCUUUGCUAGUUCGGGAAUGCGUGGCCACUGUGGAAGCGCGCGGAAUGGAUCACGAAGGCAUUUAUCGAAAGUCUGGUGGAGCAGGACAAAUCCGGUUGUUACAACAGAGAUUCGAGCAAGGCAUGGUGCCUGACUUGGCGGACGACGAACAGUGGAACGAUAUAUGUGCUGUGACAAGCCUGUUGAAGCAGUAUUUUAGAGAACUCCCCGAUCCUUUGUUCACCUAUGAAUUACAUCCCAAGUUGAUGGAUGCCAUGGAUAUCGGUAAAGCUCGGGAGCGAUAUGACCGUAUUCAUGAAUUGCUGCAGCAGCUGCCACCUGAACAUUACAUUACGGUUCGCUUCUUAAUACAACAUUUAGACAGGGUGCGGCAACGAAGCAAGGAAAAUCUAAUGACGACAAAAAAUCUUGCCCUUGUAUUUGGGCCCACAUUGAUGAGGAAUUCAAAAGAGAAACAAGAUCUCCUGGAAAUGAAUCGAAAAAUCAAGGCGGUGGAGUAUAUAUUAGACCACGCAAGAAGUUUAUUUACAGAGUCUCCCCAUGUAUCAAUACAAACACAUGCACAGCCUGCCCGUCGCAGCGAUCAGAGCGAUGACAUUAGCACCGACGGCUCCAAUACUUUACCGCCAAGAGAAAGCAGUCUGUCUAGAAGCUCAUAACUAGUACAAUACAAGCUAUAUAAAUAAU